CAAUACGUUGUCAACUCAAGCACAGCUUCAGUUGUCUGCGUUCUGGAGGCGUCACAGGCAUGGGAGACUUUGUAAAAGCCCAAAGAUUAAUGAAACUCCUGGAGCGGUGUUCUACCAUGAGACAUCUGAAGCAAUGUCAUGCUCGCAUAAUCCUCACUGGGUUUGAGCACAACCUCCACGUCGUCGGCAAGAUCAUUCUUUUCUGUGCCGCGUCGGAACUUGGCGACAUGAGUUACGCCCUCUCCCUUUUCGACAGGGUCGAAAAACCAGAUGUGUUCCUAUGGAACACCAUGAUCAGGGGCUUUUCCAAGACCACCCAACCCCAACAAGCCAUCCAUUUCUACCGGAGAAUGCAGCAGAAAGGAGAGAAACCGGAUAAUUUCACCCUUGCUUUCUUGGUUAAAGUUGUUGGGCGACUGAAUUCCGUUAUUCUCGGGAAGCAGUUGCAUUGUAAAACCCUUAAACUCGGUCUCUCUACUCACGCAUAUGUUGGGAAUUCUCUCAUGCACAUGUAUGGUAUGCUCAAGGACAUUGACACUGCACGCCACUUGUUCGAUGAAAUGCCCAAUGCAGAUUUAGUGGCCUGGAACUCUAUCAUAGACUCUCAUGUCUGUUGUGGAAGCUACAAGGAAGCACUCCACCUGUUCACCAGAAUGAUUCAGAACGGGAUACAACCUGAUGAUGCCACUUUGGUUGUCACCCUCUCAGCAUGUGCUGCAAUCGGAGCUCUGGAUUUUGGGAGGCAGAUCCAUUCCUGUAUUAGAGGCACUGAUCUUGCUGAUAUCACACCGGUCUGCAAUUCCCUUGUUGACAUGUAUGCCAAGUGUGGAGCGUUGGAUGAAGCAUACGACACAUUUAGCAGGAUGAAAGUGAAGAGCGUAGUUUCAUGGAAUAUCAUGAUUCUUGCACUUGCAUCACAUGGUAAUGGAGAAGAUGCAUUGGCACUUUUUUCAAAAAUGGUGGAAGAAAAUGGUGUGAGACCUGAUGAUGUGACAUUCUUGGGAGUGUUGUGUGCUUGUAGCCAUGGAGGCAUGAUUGACGAAGGAAGAGUGUAUUUUCAUGUUAUGGUUAGAGACUAUAAUAUCCAACCUACGAUGAAACACUAUGGAUGCAUGGUGGAUCUUUUGGGUCGAGCUGGGUUAGUUGAGGAAGCAUACAACUUGAUAAAGAGAAUGCCAAUGGAGUGCAAUGCAAUUGUAUGGAGAACUUUGUUAGCUGCAUGUCGAGUUCAUGGACGUGUGGAACUUGGAGAGAAGGUGAGAAAACACCUGUUAGAAUCGGAACCAGAUCAUAGCAGCGACUACGUUCUUCUUGCGAACAUGUAUGCAAGUGCAGGUCAAUGGAAUGAAAUGAGCAGAGUGAGAGGAUCAAUGAAGGAAAGGGGAGUUCAAAAACCGGAGCCCGGAAAUAGCUUCAUUGGCAUUUCUGGGACGAGUGUAGAUAAACAGUCUAUUGAAAGAUUUUUAUAAUAGUGUACAUGGUUUUUUAGCUCAAUGCUUAAAUUUAUUGUAUGGUUUUGUGCACUUGUAACAGGUUAUUUUGAGAUAAACUUUCCUUUAACACUUACACGAGGUUCGCAUAAAAAAUUGCCCGAUCAACAGAAAUCA
Molecule: messenger RNA, 1607 nt
Organism: Neltuma alba
Lineage: Eukaryota; Viridiplantae; Streptophyta; Magnoliopsida; Fabales; Fabaceae
Product: pentatricopeptide repeat-containing protein At4g21065-like
Exons: 1
Coding region: 60-1469 (469 amino acids)
Biological process (GO): RNA modification
Molecular function (GO): RNA binding; protein binding
Source: RefSeq, a predicted model, not a curated record